This is a messenger RNA of Daphnia carinata, 1137 nucleotides long. Its product is annotated as neuroglobin-like. Bases 520 to 1131 code for a protein of 203 amino acids. The transcript has 3 exons. The record is from RefSeq and is a predicted model, not a curated record. Lineage: Eukaryota; Metazoa; Arthropoda; Branchiopoda; Diplostraca; Daphniidae. Gene Ontology annotation, molecular function: oxygen binding; heme binding.
GAUAACGUGUGCAACUGAAAAUUAUUCAUCUACCGAAAGGAAAAUUCAUUGUGCAUUUCGCCAUUGGUUUAAUUCGCUUAUGCCCCUGUUCCUUCGAAAUACCAUUUUUUUUUAGUGACUUUGUUUCGUUUUGAUUUUGUGUUUCAAAAAAAAAAUCGUGACGAGUGAGCGUGAGUCCCGAGUUUUCCGUAAGCCAUACUAUGCGGCAGCUGUCAAGUGCUGCGUGACGUGCGCAGGUGCAUCCGCAUUCUGAAAAUCUAUUUUCCUUUUUCAAAAAAUAAAUUCGACAGUAUUAACUCACGUCUGUUCAUCAACCAAAGUUUAUUUCACACGUGUCCCGUAAGUGCGAAAACGACAAGAGGCUUGAUUAGCGAAGACUUCGUAUCUGUGAUUGACUGUCCCUGUAUGUUACAGGAGGGAAGGAAAGGGAAAAAACUUGGCAGAUAAGGCAAGAAGGGGUGGGUACCACCCAAUUCAUCAUCAUCAUCAUCAUCAUCGUCACGAAUUAUCCCGUCAUCAAUGGGUUGUGUUCAGAGUCAAUCAAACGGGCAAACGUCCAAGGACAAAGGAGCUGCUUCAGUCAUUGGUGACAACAACGGACAAGGUGGAGCGUCAGCCGUCCAACUUGACCCUCGUUUACCGCUCAAUGCCCGUCAAAAAUAUUCCAUGUUGGCUUCCUGGAAAGGCAUCAGCCGGGCACUUGAACCCACUGGCGUCUACAUGUUUAUCAAACUGUUUGAAGAGCACAAAGAAUUGCUGAGUUUGUUUACGAAAUUUCAUCAGUUGACGACGAGAGACCAGCAGGCCAGCAGCGAAGAAUUGGCCGAACACGCGUCAUCUGUUAUGAACACGUUGGACGAGAGUAUCAGAUCGCUGGACAAUGUCGACACGUUCCUGCUCUAUCUCCAUCAGGUCGGCCAAUCCCAUUACAAAGUCGCAGGUUUUAAAAAAGAAUAUUUCUGGAAAAUCCGCAAUCCGUUCCUGGAGGCCGUCAAGAUGACGCUUGGCGACCGCUACACGGAGAACAUAGAGAACAUCUACAAAGUGUCCAUCAAUUUGGUGAUCGAGACGCUAGUCGAAGGCUAUGAAAAGGCGCAGCAACAACAACGACAAGCAUCUCCUUCUUCUUAAUUGAAA